AUGUCUGCUAUCGCUCAAGGAACACCGGCUGUUGUGAACGCUCGUGGUCAGCACAAAGGAACGUUGAUCUUCCUUCACGGACUCGGCGAUCAGGGUCACGGAUGGGCGGAUGCGUUUGGGUCGGAGGCGAGACAUGAGAAUAUUAAGGCGAUUUGUCCGCAUAGUGCCGAACGUGCGGUCACCCUGAAUAUGGGAAUGCGUAUGCCCGCAUGGUAUGAUCUCCUCGGUCUCGACGCGAAUGCCCCUGAAGACGAAACUGGAAUCCAGGCGGCCGCUCGAUACGUUCAUCAACUCAUCGAUGCCGAAGUCGCUGCAGGAAUUCCUGCCAAUCGAAUCGCUGUCGGCGGAUUCUCGAUGGGCGGAGCUUUGGCCAUUUACGCCGGAUUGACGUACCCUCAAAAGUUGGGAGCAAUCGUUGGACUCAGCUCGUUCUUCUUGCAGAGAACUAAGUUCCCCGGGAAUUUCACCGCGAACAACGCGACGCCCAUCUUCCUUGGGCACGGUAGCAGUGACUUCUUGGUUCCUCUUCAAGUCGGACAACUGUCGGAGCAAUUGAUCAAACAAUUCAAUCCAAAUGUCGAAAUGCACAUCUACAGAGGUCUGCAGCAUUCCAGUUCGACGGAGGUAAGGCGAUUUACGAGGGUUAGGUUUGGAUUUACGGCGUAA
Messenger RNA from Caenorhabditis remanei, 666 nucleotides. RefSeq lists its product as uncharacterized. Gene Ontology annotation, molecular function: palmitoyl-(protein) hydrolase activity; carboxylic ester hydrolase activity. Bases 1 to 666 code for a protein of 221 amino acids. Gene Ontology annotation, cellular component: cytoplasm. NCBI's taxonomy places the organism in Eukaryota, Metazoa, Nematoda, Chromadorea, Rhabditida, Rhabditidae. The record is from RefSeq and is a predicted model, not a curated record. Gene Ontology annotation, biological process: protein depalmitoylation. The transcript is spliced from 3 exons.